This is a messenger RNA of Adineta ricciae, 5205 nucleotides long. The record is from the annotation of a GenBank genome assembly. Lineage: Eukaryota; Metazoa; Rotifera; Eurotatoria; Adinetida; Adinetidae.
AUGUCGUCGAACUAUGAUGAAUUAUGGUUAAAAACGGUCAAUGAAGGUAUUGAAGAUCGUGUUGAAGUCAAUCAACGCAUGUUAAUCGAUAAAAUGUUAGCUCGUUAUUCAUCUGAUUUCGUUGUGUACCGUGAAUUAAUUCAAAAUUCUGAUGAUGCUCAAUCUACAUCAUUCACACUUGAAAUAACCUGUGAUCCGACAAGUGCUACUGAAUCGUAUGAAUCUCCUGAUAAAGAUGAUUCAUCCAAUUACUUACUGGGAGGUGUUGGACAAUUCCUUAAAGCUCCAUGGGCUUGGACUGCAACUAAAGAGAAAACCGAUGAUUCUUUUACCGAUAUUUCACCUCCGACAACUGCUAAACCGCCGGAGAACGAUUUUCACAAUUGUUUGAUAACAGAAAUUCGUACCAUCAACAAUGGGAAUGUUUUCACCGAGGACGAUUGGAAACGCGUGAUCACGAUCGCUGAAGGUAAUACAAACGUAGACGCAAUUGGUCAAUUCGGUGUCGGAUUCUUUUCCGUCUUUUCGUAUUCCGAACGACCGAUGAUACAAUCGGGUAAACAUCGUUUAGCUUUCGUUUGGCAAAAUGGCAAAUCGUUGACAACUUUUAGAAAAGAAUUAUCUUCCGAAGAGCAAUCCGCAUCCACAUCGGUCAUACUCAGUAUGAAAAAUAAAUAUAUUCUACAAACGAAAGCGUCCAUAACAGAGAAUUCGAAUACAAAUAGCAACACUCGUAAGAAGGGGAAGAGAGGUAGGAAUCGAGCAGCAAAAUCCACGACGAAUACUGCAACCAAUGAAAUUGUUCCAACCAUGGAUUUACCACAACUAAAAGCGUAUUUUACCAAAGUUCUCGCCUUUACGAAGCACAUCAAUGAAUUAAUUAUCAAAAUCAAUGGUCUCGUCGUUUUUCAAGUCAACAAGACAGCGAAAAUAUCACAAUCAACAAAACUCUCUUCAGUUACGAAGCGAAUGAAUACCAAUAAUGAAAACAAUCUUCUUCGUUUUAAAUCAUUUGUUCAAACUGAGCAAACAUUCACCAUCCAGCAUGGUCCAUCGAUUACACUCAAUCAUAUUGAUGUCGAAGCACAAGUCAUUGGCGAGAAAGAGUUUCAUCAGCAAAUUGAACGAGUUCUCAAGAAGAGUUUACCAAAGACGAUACACAUUGAAUUUCUAUUCCCAUCGAAUAACAUAUUUCAAGAAAAACAAUGGCAAAUCCUGGCCAAUGACGAUCCGAAUACUUUUCUAUUGAAAGGUUUGAUUCCGUUGAAAUUGAUCAAUGGACAAAUCAAUCCUGCAGGACAGAUUUUCAUUGGCCUGGCCACACACCAAACGACAGGAAUCGGUAUGCAUGUCUUCAGUCAUUUAAUUCCAACGAUCGAACGAGAAAAUAUCGACUUACAAGACCCGUAUAUCUCUAUUUGGAACGAUCAAUUGCUGAUUUCUAUCGGACAAAUAGUUCGAUUUAUUUACGAUCAAACAAUGGCUGAUGCGGUCGAACAAGCCACCGAUCAGACACAUGAUCAUUUCAACGCUAUCCUAUCUCCGUAUGCUUUUCAAGAGUCAUCUCCGAAUAAAGAAAUUGGCCGUAUUUUGGUUGAUGGAUUCUUCUCGUCAGAUAAAGACAUUCUCGUUCCUGUGCGACGUUCUCCAACAGAUACUCAUCUUGUUCUUGUUCCAUCGACAGAAGCGUUUUUGACUAAGUCAAAACAUAUCGAGAAGUUUUUAUCCAUACCGAUAGUGCCCUAUGAAAUAGGCAAACAUGAUUUUUUCAAGAUCUUGAAACAGCGUCAAUGGAUUGAAGAAAUUGACAACGACACGAUCACAAAAAAAAUUCAAGAAACGAUUCUUUUAGUCGACGAAUUUAUUGGUCUACUCCGUUGGUUGUGCACCAAUGAUAUUUACAACAAAUCGUUUAUCAAAGAAAUCCUCUCGAAAAUACGUUUUCGUCACACACGUCAAUCACCGAUUAUCAAACUGACUAAAAUCCAGUACUUUGAUACAUUCAAUCUUCCCUCGCUUCCACUUCCAUCCGAUGUGUUACCUUCAGAUGUUGUUUCUCAUCUGGCUCGAGACGACCUACAAAGACGUUUAUCACUAAGUCCAGUUUCGAUUAAGCAUCUCGUAGAAUUCUACCUUGCCGACAGUCAACAUCAUCUGUUCUUGCAAGACAAUACAUCCAAGGUUCUUCUCAGCUUUAUUUCUCACCAUUGGAAUAAAUUUAGUGAGACUGAGUCGACUCGCAUCAAAACAACAUUAUCGAACAUCAAAUGUAUUCCAACUACUCAAGGUAUGAAAUCACCGAAUGAAUCGUAUAUUCCAUCGGCAAGCCUGUCAUCUAAUCUUCCUAUGAUUACACUUUACAUACCACAAAUUGUAUCGAAUAAGAAUGAAACUGAGUCGAAGGAUCAUCCUGUUUCCAUUGAACUUGUGAAAUCUAUCGGAUGUCGAACGAUUCAUAUUCCAACAUUAUCAAACAAUGCUCAACAUACUUCCAACGAUAGUUUCACAUCGGAUGAUUCACAAACUGUACAAGCGUUCGUUCAGUAUCUGGUGCAACAACGAAAAAAUCUCAGCGAGAAUGAUCUGCGAGCAUUGAAACACAAUCAUUGUAUUACAGGAACCACAUUAGAAUCCAAUGGUGAAUUGAAACGUAGAUAUAUUCCAAGUGAACUUCAUUUUCCGUAUGUUGCCCAAUGUCUUCAAUGGAAAAAUUUGCUCAUUGUCGAUUGGCCAGAUAUUGAACCACGUUCCGGAGAAUAUGCGUUUCUUAAAGAAUUGGGCGUCAGAGAAGUACCCGAUCUACACAAACUGCUAGCUCAUAUUGAUCAAGAACAUCACAAAGGAUUGAAGAGUAGAGAUGAAUAUAAACUACCCAACGCACUUGUUUUCUUUGCGGAGAAUUUUCAACAGUAUUAUUCGAAAAUAUGGAGAAGUGCUAACAACAAAGUUGCUUUUCUUCCAUCAUCUCCUCCCGAUCUCGAUGCUUCCACCGAUGUGAUCUUAACAACACCGGAUGUUGUUUUCAAAGAAUCUGGCCCGUUGUGUCCCUCUCUUCUUCCAGAAGUGCUUCGGUGUUUUCAACAUCAUUUUGACAUAGGUUUACUCGGUGUGAAGUAUCGUCCUUCUUUACCGGUUGCCUUCGAUGUUCUGAUGGGAAAGCGAAAUCAAUUAUUAACAGAUGAAACGGCGCCGAAGUAUUUUUCUUAUCUAAAUAAACUGGACGGUCUCAAUCGACUAUUUAUUGAAAAAGUGUCGACCAUAGCUUUCAUUCCCCUACCAGGAACCAAGACUUAUGUCAAACCAUCUCAAGUCUUCAUCCGUUCUCGUGAUUCAACGAGCAGUAGUGCAUCAGCAGGCACACAUGUCAAUAUAAUCGAUGAUAUCGCCACGCAUGGCCUAAUCGACUAUGUAGAUUAUGGUUAUGAAGCCAAUUCGUUUCUGCUCGGCAUCGGUGUGGUUUCAUAUCCCUCAGCAGAAGUUUUAGCUGAACUAUUAAUUGAACGGCAAGCAGGUUACUUUAGUCCCAGUGCACAAAAUAGCAAUGAUGUUCUCGCUGGGAAACUACGCGUCUACAUCAAUUGCUUAAAACAACUCGCGGCAGUAUCACACGUUGCACGGAAAUUCACAGUGGACCCACUACGAAGUCGUUUGAUCAACAAACCUUGGUGUUUAGGUUAUCAAAUUAUCGACCGACCGGAUGGAAGUAAAGAUCGAAUAUUUAAAAUAGCCAAACCUGGUGACAUCUAUUUGGAUGAUGAUCAUCAAUCCGCUAUUGAUUUGCGACCAUUGUGCGCGCCGGAUGAACCUGAAUUAACGAAAUUGUAUGAACAGUUUGGGGCAAAUUGGAUUUCCGAAUCAGUGAAGAGAACUUUAGUGCAUCGCGGCAAAUUCUUCGGUACAGAUAGAAGCAAAAAACUGUACGAUUUAAUUCAUCAUCGUUUAGAUAUGUUAUUUGUGAAUAACAGGGGCGAACAAAUGGAGGAUAUCGAUGCGAAGCGCAUUGAAUUAUUACGAACAAAACUCCAUGUGUAUGAAUCGGAAGGCAUUCAAUGUCAGUUAACUUUCGACAAUCGGACGACUACAUUGAAUUCGACAGAAUGUAGUACUUGCGCAUUGGAGCAUGAUAAAAACAAAGUGACUUUGUAUAUACAGAAAGAUAUUCCUGUUUUGGAUUAUAUCGACAUUGCUACAGAACUGACAAGAUAUGUUUAUAAGAAACCGUUGGAUGCGUUAGUGCAUUCGAUUAGUGAUAAAUUGGCAUCUUCGUUAGAAACGCUCAAACGUCGUGGUAUUCCAGUGGAUCGUCUGUUGAAAACUCAAGAACAGCAACCUUUUAAACUUUCUUUAAAUGUUGACCAAAGCACAUUAGAAGAGAAGGUCUCGGCACGAGCAUCAACUACUCCGAACGUGUCCACCAGAGAACAAAAACCAUCGGAGACAUCGUCCGAACAUCAUCACCAUAAACAAGUACAGCCUGAAGAUGAUACUCAAUCAUCACGCAGCUUUCUUCAAAGUUUGAAAAGUUAUUUCGUUCCCCCUUCAACGGAGCCAACAAAUUCACAAGAGAAUCGCACUAGUCGAGUCGAACGCGACCGUGUUGCACAUUUCGGACGAUAUAAAUUUGACGACGAUACUGACAUCAACAAAAUGAUUCGAACCAGUAGUUCAUACAGUCAAAGAACUUACAACCAACCGGAAUUUUCCCGCAAUGAAGUCAAUAACUCAUGCGAAUUUAUUCCCUCGACAAAUAUGAUUCGUCAUGAACAUCUUUUCCACGGCAUUGCACUUUAUCUUGAUGUUGAUGUGAUACUAACUGAUCUAAUGCUUGAACAAAGUAAACACCUGUCCUACCUGCUUUCCAAUCUUGCCAAACAAGUAUUUCGCAUUCCGGUGGAGACGGUGCAUCUAUUCCGAGAUAUUGAUAGUGCUCGAAUUGCUUUUAACAGCGAUGGUGCAUUAUUCUUCAAUCUUCGUUAUUUCGAACAAGUCUUUUGGGAUGACUUGAAAACAGUCUUACCUUCUGCAUCAUCGUCGUCUACGAUAGUUCGUACUAUAGUGAAUUUCUAUUUUAUGGUCACAUGUCAUGAACUAUCGCAUAACAUUGAUUCUAAUCAUGAUUUGAAUUUUAUCAAUCGGUUGGAGAGAGUUUCCGUACGAUUUAUGGAUGCCAAAGAAACGUUUGCUUCCAAGUUUUCAUUCCAGUAA